Molecule: messenger RNA, 3002 nt
Organism: Canariomyces notabilis
Lineage: Eukaryota; Fungi; Ascomycota; Sordariomycetes; Sordariales; Chaetomiaceae
Product: glycosyltransferase family 39 protein
Exons: 8
Coding region: 322-2553 (743 amino acids)
Biological process (GO): protein O-linked glycosylation via mannose
Cellular component (GO): membrane; endoplasmic reticulum
Molecular function (GO): dolichyl-phosphate-mannose-protein mannosyltransferase activity
Source: RefSeq, a predicted model, not a curated record
AAGGCCACGACGACCCGUCAUCCCUUUUCCUCUCUCAGCUCAGCCUCGCAAAGCUCGACUUACCUCGAGAGAGCUGGCCCGUUCCAAUUCUUCACCCUUCAUCGUGUCUCCUUGGAUCUCCUAGGGCACAGUUCGUGGAGUGUUGAAUUUUUUACCAUUGGUUGCGUUGCUUCCAACGGCUUUUACCAAUUUAUUUCGACUUCGUUUCAACACGCUCGUUUUAGCCGUUUUAUAAUUCGAAUCAUAUCACGACUCAGGUCUUUCCGCCAACCCCUGAAUAGCAACACAACCAUCCGCUCCUAAACCGGUACGCCCAACGCCAUGGCCUCUGGGUUCGACAGGGCUGCUGUCGUCUCCGGCGCCGACGUGGGCGACGCGGCCCGGCGACGCAACAUCCCCGGCACUCCGCAGACCGUGCCCGUCGUUCCACCGCAGUCCGACGACAAGAAGAAGGCCAAGAAGGAGCCUUCCCUGCUCGACCAACUUGACGAGUGGGAAUGGCUCAUUGCCCCGAUCGUCUUUACCUUCCUCGCCUUCUUCACUCGGCUGUAUAAAAUUGGUCUAUCCAACAUCGUGACGUGGGACGAGGCCCACUUCGGAAAGUUCGGCAGCCACUACUUAAAACGAGAGUUCUACUUCGAUGUGCAUCCCCCUGCCGGGAAACUCCUCGUCGGUCUCAGCGGGUACCUCGCCGGCUACAAUGGAUCCUUCGAGUUCAAGUCGGGCGAGACCUACCCGCCCGAGUUGAAUUAUACCUUCAUGCGCCAAUUCAACGCUUUCUGGGGCGCCAUCUGCGUGCCCAUGGCUUACUGGACUGCGAAGGAGCUCAAGUUCAGGCGCCCUGCCGUCUGGCUUGUCGCGCUCAUGGUCCUCUGCGAGAACUCGUACACCACCAUCAGCCGCUUUAUCCUCCUCGACUCGAUGCUUCUUUUUGGCACCGUCGCCACCACUCUCUGCUGGGCCAAGUUCCACAAUCAGCGCAAGAACAGCUUUGAGCCCGAAUGGUUCUUCUGGCUGUUCAUGACUGGCCUGAGCAUCGGUUUCGUGACGAGCGUCAAGUUGGUCGGGCUGUUUGUGACCGCUCUGGUCGGCCUGUAUACCAUUGAGGACCUGUGGAACAAGUUUGGCGACACCAAGAUGCCUAUCACCGAACUCGCUGCCCACUUUGCGGCUCGCGUCGUUGGUCUCAUUAUUCUGCCGUUCCUCGUCUAUCUCCUCAGCUUUGCCAUUCACUUUGCCGUCCUCACCAACAGCGGCCCCGGCGAUGCUCAGAUGUCCUCUCUUUUCCAAGCCAACCUAAGGGGUACUGAAGUAGGCAGAGACAGUCCUCUAGAGGUUGCGUUUGGCUCCAGGGUCACAAUCAAGAACAUGGGCUAUGGCGGCGGUCUGCUCCACAGUCACGUUCAGACCUACCCUGAGGGCUCCACCCAGCAGCAAGUGACAUGCUACCACCACAAGGAUGCGAACAACGACUGGUUCUUCUACCCCAAUCGCCGCGAUGCCGACUAUGACCCUGCGGCCGAGCCUCGCUUCAUCGGCGACGGCUCCGUCAUUCGCCUGCUCCAUGCUCAGACUGGCCGCAACCUGCAUUCCCACCAGAUCGCCGCCCCCAUCACCAAGUCUCAGUGGGAAGUGUCUUGCUAUGGGAACCUGACUGUCGGCGACGACAAGGACCAUUGGAAGAUUGAGGUUGUCAGCGAUGCUGCUUCCCGUGACCGGAGCAAGAUCCGCACCCUGACCACGGCUUUCCGGUUGAAGCACGAAGUCUUGGGUUGCUAUCUACGUGCCGGCAAUGUCAACCUGCCGCAAUGGGGCUUUAAGCAGAUCGAGGUUACCUGCACCAAGGAGAACAAGCCCCGUGAUACUUACACCCACUGGAAUAUUGAGGCGCACACCAAUGAGAAGCUCCCUCCUGGUGACCCCGGCCAGUACCGAUCUCCCUUCUUGAAAGAUUUUGUCCACCUCAACGUUGCCAUGAUGACUUCGAACAAUGCCCUCGUCCCCGACCCUGAUAAGCAGGAUGAUCUGGCUUCCCAGUGGUGGCAAUGGCCUAUCCUGCACGUUGGCCUGAGGAUGUGCGGCUGGGACGACAAGAUUGUGAAGUACUUCCUUCUCGGCAAUCCGCUCGUCUACUGGGGCUCGACCGCCGGCCUGGGCAUCUUCAGCCUUCUGGUCGCCUGGUACGUUAUCCGCUGGCAGCGGGGCUACAGGGAGCUGUCGCAGCCCGAGAUCGACCAGAUCCACUACGCCGGCGUCUACCCGGUUCUUGGUUGGUUUCUGCACUACCUGCCGUUCGUCAUCAUGGCGCGUGUAACCUACGUCCACCACUACUACCCGGCCCUCUACUUCGCGAUCCUCACAUUCGGCUUCCUCGCCGACUGGUUCCUCCGCAACCAGAAACAAGUGGUUCAAUACGGCAUUUACGCGCUUCUUUAUGCCGGUGUCAUUGGACUCUACAUCUAUUUCAUUCCCAUCUGCUGGGGCAUGACCGGCCCUAACAAAAAGUACAGCUACAUGAAGUGGUUCGACACCUGGAGGAUGUCGGAUGCUUGAUUGCGCAUGGGUUUGAAAGGGUGUGAAAACCUGUAAUGCCAUCUUUGGUGGAGUGUGUACGAUGCCGGGGGACAGAUUCAGGCUCCGGGAUAGAUCGACUUCCUUGAUCUCGCAAUCUUUCCUUCAUAUGGAACGCGCUGAGGUUUCCCUUGGUCGGCAGGUUAAGGAACAAGCAAGCAUAGAUUAGGGAAGGGUUCAGUCGCUGGGUGAAAGGGAACGGAGUUAAGGCAAUCUAUGAGGGGGUUACCUGUCUAAUCACAAUGUCUCCAGUGCCACGAACCAAAGAUGAGGAUACAGCUGUGGUUCUCCUUACCAUGAUAAUACGUGAUUUCUUAUUCGUACCUGGCCCCUUUCUGGCUUUUGGGGUCACUCCCUAGAUUCUUCAUUCAACCCGUACACUGUCACAAUGUCCUGAGCAUUCCCGAUGCCACUAUUGUAAUGAUUGAGUG